Lodderomyces parapsilosis is the source of this 4140-nucleotide messenger RNA. RefSeq names its product ubiquitin-specific protease. The transcript has a single exon. Gene Ontology annotation, molecular function: cysteine-type deubiquitinase activity; protein binding; cysteine-type endopeptidase activity. Lineage: Eukaryota; Fungi; Ascomycota; Pichiomycetes; Serinales; Debaryomycetaceae. The record is from RefSeq and is a predicted model, not a curated record. Gene Ontology annotation, biological process: protein deubiquitination; regulation of protein stability. Bases 1 to 4140 code for a protein of 1379 amino acids. Gene Ontology annotation, cellular component: nucleus; cytosol.
AUGGCAUUGAAUCAAGACACGAACACCAAGAAAAGGGCAUUCAAAGAAGACAGACCUAACUCAAAUGACUCAAUUUCAACCAAUGGUAUAAAUGAUUUAUCUGAUCAAGUACAACCCAGCACAAGACUUCAAAAACCGGGGCUUGAGGACGAUGACGUCAAUGAUCUUGAGAUGAUGUCAAGUCCUGAGAUAGUUGACAUAAACGUGGCAGAAGAAGAGGACGAUGAUGAUGAGGAGGAGGAUGAGGAGGAUGAUGAUGAUGACGACAACGACCACGAAGUCGAUGAAGUGAUUGCUGAACUGGAUGCUAUUGGAGAGUUGGGUAACGAGGUCCAAAUAGUUGAUGGGGAUGGUGAUGUUGUUGAAGUAACAGAUAAUGACAGUGCCAACUUAGAUAACCAUGGUCGGGUGAGCAGCAUAAAGCCAAAUGUGAGAGGCCAGCAGCAAAUCGGGCAACCAAAGACGUACCCACUUGCAAAUGACUUUGAUGCACUUGCAGCAAAGUUGAUGAAACCAAUUGAGGAUUAUCCGGUCGAAGAAUCGACGCAUUAUGUGUGGGAGAUCAAAGACUGGGCCCUGCUAUUGAAGCAGGACAAAGUUAGAUCCCCUACAUUCAAGUGUGGCAAAUUUGAAUGGAACAUUUUACUUUUUCCUAGGGGUAAUGGAAAUCACAAUGUUGUUUCUAUUUAUAUUGAACCACACCCACCUAUAGAUGAGGUUACCGGUAAACCGUUGGAUGAAAACUGGUAUGUGUGUGCCCAAUUCGGACUUGACUUUUGGAACCCUGAUCAUCCGGAUGCUCAUUUUCCAAACCAAAGCUCUCAUAGGUUUAGCAAGAAUGACACAGACUGGGGAUUUAGCUCAUUGAUCGAAUUGAGGUCUUUAAUGUCAAAUAAAAAUGUCAAAAGCCAAGCAUCAGAUUACCCAAUAUUGGAAAAUAAUCAAAUGAACAUCACUGCUUUUGUUAGAGUUAUAGACGAUACAUCAACUGGAACUUUGUGGAACUCAUUAACGAACUAUGACUCCAAAGUAAAUGCCGGGUAUGUUGGGUUGACUAAUCAAGGGGCCACUUGCUAUCUCAACUCUCUUUUACAGAGUUAUUUCACAACAAAAAUUUUUAGAAAACUCGUUUACCAAAUACCCACCAAUUUGAAAAAGAAUGCUGCGGUUGCUUACGCGUUGCAACGUAUAUUUUACCAAUUGUCCAAAUCAAGCGACCCAGUUGCUACUCUGGAUUUGACAAAGUCCUUUGGUUGGGAUUCUUCUGAUGCAUUCACACAGCACGACGUACAAGAAUUGAAUCGUAUUUUAAUGGACAAGUUGGAAACGGCCAUGAAAGGUACCGAGAUAGAAAAUGGGUUAAAUGAUAUAUUUGUUGGAAAAAUGAAGUCAUACAUCAAAUGUGUCAGCGUUCCCUACGAGUCAUCUCGAGUGGAAGACUUUUGGGAUAUCCAAUUGAAUGUGAAAGGGUGUCAAAACUUGGAACAAUCAUUUAAAAACUACAUUGAGAUAGAAAUGUUGGACGGAGAAAACAAGUACCAGGCUGGGGAUGAAUAUGGCUAUCAAGAUGCUAAGAAGGGGGUUGUCUUUGAAUCAUUUCCUCAGGUUUUACACUUGCAAUUGAAAAGAUUCGAGUACGACUUUAUGGUUGAUGAUUUGGUUAAAAUUGAUGACUUUUACGAGUUUCCAGACAAGAUUGAUUUGAAACCGUACUUAGACGAAGAUCUAUCAGCAGAUAUCAAAAACCAGAACUGGAAUUACAAGUUACAUGGGGUAUUAGUUCAUCAGGGAACAAUCUCCAAUGGUCACUACUACGCAAUGAUAAAACCAAACGCCAAUGAUGAUAUGUGGUUGAGAUUUGAUGAUGAUAAAGUAUGGAAAGUAUCCAAAUCGCAAGUAUUUAAGGAAAACUUUGGCGCUCCUGAAUUAACGAGAGAACAAUUGGCUACCAUGUCAAGAUUGGAACAGCAGGAGCAUCUUAUAAGGAGAGUCACAUCGGCAUAUAUGUUGGUGUAUUAUCGUGAAUCAGAGUUGGAGAAUAUCUUGCCUGCAGAUGAACAAGCGAUAAAUGCUGUUAUAUCUCCAGAUAUUGCCAACCAAAUUCAGAGGGAGUGGGAGGAAAGAUUGAGAUUAGAGAAAGAAAGACAAGAGGCAUUGUAUUACACCAAUGCUAAAGCUAUCACAAUCGACACAAUGCAUAAUCACACAGGAUUCGAUUUAACUUUGGAUCCCACUGUUGAAGCAUAUUAUGAUGAAAGUCUUGCUGGCACUGAAUCUGACCCUCAACAGUUUAGGAUUCGUAAGGAUAGUUCAUUUUCGGACCUAGUUGAAAAAAUCGGCGAGCUGUUGGGCUAUGAAGACAAAAGUUUAUUCAGGCUAGGUGUUGUGUGUCAUAGGAACAAUCACACCAAUAGACUAGAUGAACUUGUGGAUGAAAAGUUGAAGGAUUUAACAGUUGCCAAUUUCUACACCAAAGUUUUCAAUAGAAAGUAUGAUGAAAUGGUGUUUUACGUGGAGGAACUUAACAAGGAUAUCAACAAUAUCAACAAGCUAACAGACGUCGAAAAAAGGAUUGAUCCAGCCCAUUUUAAAUUUGAUGAAACUUUUGCAAAGAUCAAAUCAGUUGGUCAUGAAGUUACAAAGGAUAUGAAAUUUCCCUUUACGGAGAAACAUUCCGGCUAUAUUACGCUAUUUAUCAAAUACUUCGAUCCGGUUUCGCAAGAAGUGAGAACUUUGUCGCACAUCACAGUUUCCACUAGUGACACCAUCAAGUCAAUCAUCGAACCCAUCAGAAAUUUGCUCGGAUUCAAAGAGGAUGUCAAUUUUGAAUUGUUUGAAGAAUUGAGUCCGCACAGAUGCGAAAAACUCGACAUUGGAAGCGUUUUUGAACAGCAAGAGUUGAGUACCGGUGAUAUUAUUGUUGCCCAAGUCACGAAUGUUGGUGAUUUAGCAAGUGACAAACGGUUCAAGCACGUGAGAGAUUAUUACAAGUUUCUUGCUACGCGUGUUCACGUUAGGGUAAAGCCAUUCAAUGCAAAUGAGUCUGACGAGGAUUCUGAUUACAUUGAGGAAGAAGGACAAGACAAUGAGAAUGGUGAGUUGAAUGCAAAUAAAGAACGAAAGGAUUUGAAUGGACAGUACAAUGACGAAACGACAAUGAGGGAAAUUGAAGAGGUUAAGAAAUUGAGCAAAAGCUUUGAAUUGUGGGUCUCUACAAGCUAUAGCUACCAAGAUUUAGCCGAGGCAAUUGCUGGAAUCAUCAAAUGUGAUCCCGAAUACUUGAAAUUAUUUGUUAUCGGUAAUCAAGGAGCACGCUACCCUUUGAAAACCAGUCACCUUAUGUCGCAGGUUUUCCCCAGAAAUGUUACAGUUAGUCAAAUAUUUGAUAUCGAAUAUGAGGUAUUGAAUAUAAAGAUGAAGGAGUAUGAAAAUUUAAAACUGUUUAAGGUGUUUUGGCUCAACAACUUGUUGCAAUACCAGGAGUUUGAAUUAUUGGUGCCCAAGCGUGGAACUUUGCAAGACCUCAUCAAUAAGUUGUUGCACAAGGUUGAUGUCCCUGACAAGGACUUGAAACAUCUUUUAUGUUGGUCGGGAACAAAUCACAAGUUUUCAGAAAUUCUUCGAUUUGAAACCCCUGUACAACAACUCCAUGAGGAAGAUGAUAUAUAUUGUGGAAUAUUCCCUGCUGAAGUUCAAGUGUUAUCUGACCAUGAUAUCAUCAAGAGAAGCACAGAGGAAAUCAUAGACCCCAACGAGAUCACCGAUGAAGUUAUUAGAGAUGAAUUUGUCAAAGCUCGCGAUGCCUCAAAAAACCUCAAUCUCAUUCCAGCGUUCCAUUUCCACAAGCAAAGCACCAAUUAUCACGGUAUACCGUUUUUCGUUAUUCUUUUCCCCGAUGAAUUGUGGAGCAAUACGAAAAAGAGAUUGAGGAGAAAAUUGGGAUUGGGCCAACAAGCAUUUGACAAGAUUAAAUUUGCAUUGGCAGAUGCUAAUGACAAGGGACUGUACAUUGAUGAAACUGACCCCGAUUUGAUAUUGUUUGACAAAGUUAGCAAUGGGAGAGCCAAUUUGGCCCUCGAUCAUAUUGACCGUAACCCUAAACGUCAAAACCCAUACGAAAAGGGUAUAUCCAUAAGAUAA